This is a messenger RNA of Phyllotreta striolata, 936 nucleotides long. The record is from the annotation of a GenBank genome assembly. NCBI's taxonomy places the organism in Eukaryota, Metazoa, Arthropoda, Insecta, Coleoptera, Chrysomelidae.
GUCAUUCUUUUUUAUUUUACUCUGAAUAAAUAUUCGCAAAAUGGCCAAAUAAUCAAAAAAGAAGAAGAAACUGGAUUAUUCGAGAUGUUAUCAAAUAUAUCAAAGAACCUCCGAACUUGCACCGGCUACCUACACAAAUACUGCUCCACUUCGGUCGCCGCAAUCGAAAAUAAGUCGAAUGCCAUCGAGCCCAGAACGCUGGCGUUUCCACCCAAAUACCAGGACCCCCGUCAGAUAUGGCUGGAAAGUUUAGACACGAUAGAUCAGCGGAAAUUGGCGCUGCUGGAGCUUCAUCCCGCCGUGUUUGCAGCCAGUCCCAGAAUAGACGUGAUCCAACAGAACGUACGAUGGCAGCAAUUGUAUCGAUACGUGAGUUACGCUCACACGAAGAACAAAUUCGAAGUCAGAGGCGGCGGAAGGAAACCUUGGCCUCAGAAAGGUUUGGGUAAGGCUCGACACGGGUCGAUCAGGAGUCCUUUGUGGCGAGGCGGUGGCGUGAUACACGGCCCGAGGUCGCCCACUCCCCAUUUCUACAUGCUGCCGUUUCCUAAACGACUCAUCGGGUUGACUAGCAUGCUAUCGGUGAAAUUCGCCCAGGACGAUUUACACAUCGUAGACAGUUUGGAGCUUCCCACAGACGAACCGGGUUAUAUAGAGGAAUUGGUCAAAUCGCGGCUUUGGGGCCCUUCAGUUCUCUUCAUCAAUCUGGAAGAUAUCAUGCCUAGGAACAUAACAGUAGCUACUGAGCAAGUGAAGCAUAUUAAUUUGAUGCCUGCGUACGGUUUGAAUGUGUACUCGAUGUUAAAGCACAAUACUUUAGUUUUAACGAGAGCUGCGCUGGAUCACAUAGAAAACAAAUUACUGGAAAAUUUACACAUGAACGACCCUAAAGCUGUACUUGCUAAGUUUAAAGUUGAUCAGUGUUAGUCGUUGUUA